AUGUUUUCCUUCAAUGAGCGGCUGGGGGUCUUCCUUACCGUUGAAGCAUCUUUUCUGUCUUUAGUGGCAGUAGCAUCUAUCCUUUGCUUCGUUAUUUAUAAAUGGCUGAGGAGGACAGUAACCACUUGGGGAAAAUCUGUGGUGCUCAGCAAAGAUGCGACGGACUCGAGCUUGUUCCUAAACCUGAUGUUCGCGGACAUGAUUCAGGCUAUCGGUAACAUGCCCAGCAUCAGAUGGAUGGAAGAUGGCUUCAUCACAGAGGGUCAACUUUGUACUGCGCAAGCUGCUGUUAAGCAGGUUGGGAUAGUGGGGGUGGCUCUAACUUCCCUCGCUAUCGGUGUUCAAACUUUCUCCAUCCUCGUCCUCCGCUGGCGCGCGCCAAAGCACAUAUCCAAGCUCCUCGUUGUAGGCAUCUGGAUUUUUGCUGGGCUCGUCAUCGGUAUCCCCAAUGCUGUCCACCGCAACACUGUGUACUACGGCAACACAGGCUACUGGUGCUGGAUUCUACAAGAAUUCAAGACUGAGCAAAUUGUGACUGAGUACUUGUGGGUUUGGUCUGCGGGGAUCCUGAUGGUCAUUUUGUAUGGGAUCAUGUUUGUGGUGAUGCGGGGUUGGGUGAUCUUGGAUGAUGAAGGUGUGCAUUGGUAUAGGAACUAUAGGCCGCAGCAUGCAAAUUUGGCAGUGCCGGAGACAGAGGAAGAUAAGGUGUCGAAGGAGAUUGCAAAUCUGAUGCUCUUCUACCCAGCUGUAUAUGUCUUUUGCGUCUUUCCCAAUAGUCUGUCGCGAUGGCUAUACUUCUCAGGAUUCCAAACCCCGUACCAAUUCACGCUGUUCGCAUCAACACUCUUCGCCCUCUCGGGCCUCUUCAACGUCAUCCUUUUCUUCUCCACCCGCCCAGACCUCGUCAAAGGACCAAAUGUCAUCAUUGAGUCCGAGGCGCUGCCACUACACCAACACCACCGCAAAGACUCCUCAUCCAUCUCCGUCUCGCGUCUCGACGCAACGGGUGGCGGGAACAGCAGCAAGCUGGGGCGUCUCCCUGAACGGAACUACGCGUACAACUAUAGCGAUAACACGACGAUGGCGAACACGGAGCCGUGGCCUUCGUCAGCUGUCAGCGGGCAAAGCUACACUGAUGCGCUUAUCAGCAACACGUCGCCGCCCCCACUGCCACCGCCGUCGGGGCUGCAUUCGAGUUAUGAUAAUUAUAGUUAUGCGCAUUCGAGUGGUGGUGGUGCGGGGGGAGAGGCGGUGUAUUCGUCGCCGACGGCGUUUAAUGGCGCGUUGGCACUCCCGGCGCAUGCGAGGACUAAUAGUUACCGCUCUGAUGAGCUCAAGCGGUCGAAGGAGUCUGCGUCGCUGAUGGAGGAGGAGGAGGAGGACUAUGGGUGGCUUCCUGGGGCUUAG
Psilocybe cubensis is the source of this 1407-nucleotide messenger RNA. RefSeq lists its product as uncharacterized. The transcript is spliced from 8 exons. Gene Ontology annotation, cellular component: plasma membrane. Gene Ontology annotation, biological process: adenylate cyclase-activating G protein-coupled receptor signaling pathway. Gene Ontology annotation, molecular function: G protein-coupled receptor activity. Lineage: Eukaryota; Fungi; Basidiomycota; Agaricomycetes; Agaricales; Agrocybaceae. The record is from RefSeq and is a predicted model, not a curated record. Bases 1 to 1407 code for a protein of 468 amino acids.